UCAUAACCCACCAUGCUGCCUCCGACGUAUUAUUGUCUUGGGCUGGUCAGGUCCGGCGGAGCAUAUCACGUCCUCACCCAUCUUCCUCUCCUUCCACCACCAUGAAGCUCUUGCCGGUGUUGUCUGCGUCGCUGGCGUUCGCGCUGUCCGCAAGUGCGCAGUACUUCUCAGACGGAUGGCAGCCCGGACAGCCUGUGACAGAGGAGGCCCGCCCAACGCAGGCCUACCAUCGGGUGCAGCAGCCCAUACCGACUCAAGAGGGCAAGGCGCCCAAGUUCAGCUUCAAGAACGUGCUCACGUCAGGGCCGGUGGACUUCAUCGCGUCUAAGAUUGGCGUGAACAUGACGGAGAAGCUCGCGCAGGCCGAAGCAGCGGCUUUGGCGGAGCAGGAGAUGUGGGACCCGCGAGUACCCCUUAUAACGGACACCAACUACGAAGAGAUCAUUGUGAAGGAGUCGUCGACGCCAGAGGAAGAGGCGGACCGUUUGUGGUUCCUGGUGAUUUCGGUCUCGAAGGGUGGGAAGAACGCCCUAUCCCUGAAGCUCGAUGACUCCUUCGACAAGGCAUAUAAUGAAUCUGUCAUCGCCGGUGAUCUGCCCAACGUCCGCUGGGGACGCGUGGAUUACCUCAACGUCACGUACAUCACGACCAAGUGGUCAAUUUGGCAAGCGCCAUACCUGGUUGUCUUGACCGACCGCGGACAGACUCUGCGUUUCUACAAGACCAACGCCGUUAGGCUCGAGCCAGAGAUGCUCCGUGACUUCCUUCUUCAAGAGAGAUGGCGCGACAACCAGCCUUGGGACUCACCCUUCGCUCCCGGUGGUUCAUGGGAGCCUGCCUUGCACUACUUCAGUCUGGCUUUGAAGUACUUCUACGAGACCCUCAUCAUAUUCCCGAGAUGGGUUCUCAUGAUUGCCUCCGGCGGGAUUGCAAACAUCGUAAUGAAAGCCAUGCACUCAAAUGCAGGAACCGACCAGCCACCUCCGAGAGUUGAGAGAGAGGCUCCAAAGGAGGACUCUCCCGCUCCCGCCGCAACAACCGCAACUGAGACGACGGAGACGAAAUCUUCCCCUGCGAAGAGCAAAGGCAGGCGCAAGAACGCGAAGAAGUAACUUACCGCUUAAUUUAUGCACUGUGAAAUAGAUCUAGUGUCUUUUGAUUUAUUGCUGUGACUGUGC
This is a messenger RNA of Rhodofomes roseus, 1178 nucleotides long. RefSeq lists its product as uncharacterized. The transcript is spliced from 4 exons. Gene Ontology annotation, biological process: multicellular organism development. NCBI's taxonomy places the organism in Eukaryota, Fungi, Basidiomycota, Agaricomycetes, Polyporales, Fomitopsidaceae. Gene Ontology annotation, cellular component: extracellular region. Gene Ontology annotation, molecular function: hormone activity. The record is from RefSeq and is a predicted model, not a curated record. The coding region runs from base 102 to 1112 and encodes 336 amino acids.